Messenger RNA from Helicoverpa zea (corn earworm), 9266 nucleotides. Its product is annotated as ankyrin-3-like. NCBI's taxonomy places the organism in Eukaryota, Metazoa, Arthropoda, Insecta, Lepidoptera, Noctuidae. The record is from RefSeq and is a predicted model, not a curated record. The transcript has 34 exons. Gene Ontology annotation, cellular component: extracellular region. Gene Ontology annotation, molecular function: protein binding; lipid binding. Bases 152 to 8137 code for a protein of 2661 amino acids. Gene Ontology annotation, biological process: lipid transport; lipoprotein metabolic process.
CCGCUACUGCGACGCGUUCUGGGUUGUGACAGCCCGUUGUCUAUGGGAGUGAUUGCUCGUAUUGAAUUUGUGACAAAAUAUUACAUGUACAGUGAAUUACGGGAAAUUAUUACAUUUCUCGCAUGACAGUGAAUAAAAUAAGCGUUUGAAUAUGGCGUUGGAGGGUGUGAAAAGUGAAAAAAGUGAGGAAAACAACGGCAACGUACCUGACAGCAAGGCGAACGGGAUCGACAACAAAAGUAAACAGAUUGAACCAAACACAGCAUUCUUACGAGCGGCGCGCGCCGGACAACUUGACACAGUUGUCGAUCUGCUAGACUCCGGCGCCGUCAAAGAUAUAAACACAUGCAAUUCGAACGGGCUGAAUGCGCUUCACCUGGCCGCUAAAGAUGGACACAUCUCCGUGGUCGAGGAGUUACUGAAAAGAGGCGCUACAGUUGAUGCUGCUACUAAAAAAGGCAACACAGCGCUCCACAUAGCAUGUCUCGCCGGCCAAGAAUCGGUGGCGCGAGCCCUACUGGCCGCGGGGGCGAAGGCCGACGCGCAGUCGGCAGCGGGCUUCACACCUCUAUACAUGGCGGCACAAGAGAACCAUGCGGGGUGUGUGAAGAUGCUUCUAGCUGCUGGAGCCAGUCAGACUCUUGCUACAGAAGACGGCUUCACCCCGCUAGCAGUAGCCAUGCAGCAGGGACACGACCGCGUGGUGGCCGAACUGCUGGAGUCGGACACGCGCGGUAAGGUGCGGCUGCCGGCGCUGCACAUCGCCGCCAAGAAGAACGAUGUCAAAGCUGCCACGCUGCUGCUCGAGAACGAACACAACCCAGACGCAUGCUCAAAAUCCGGCUUCACCCCCCUCCACAUAGCCGCCCACUACGGCAACUCGGCGGUGGCGCGGGCGCUGCUGCAGGCCGGCGCCGACGCGGGCAGGGCCGCCAAGCACAGCAUCACGCCGCUGCACGUGGCCAGCAAGUGGGGGCAGCUGGCCAUGCUGGACCUGUUGCUGGAGAAUGGUGCUAACAUAGCGGCGGUGACACGCGACGGGCUGACGCCGCUGCACUGCGCGGCGCGGUCGGGCCACAGCAACGUCGUGUCGCGACUGCUGCAGCAUGGGGCGCCUAUUACUAGUAAAACUAAGAACGGCCUGACCCCUCUCCACAUGUCCGUGCAAGGCGAACACGUGGAGACGGCCAAAGUGCUGCUGGCUGAAGGCGCUCCCAUCGAUGACGUCACCGUCGACUACCUGACCGCGCUGCACGUGGCCGCGCACUGCGGACAUGUUAAGGUCGCAAAGCUCCUACUAGACAGGAACGCGGACGCGAACGCUCGCGCUCUGAACGGCUUCACGCCGCUACACAUCGCGUGCAAGAAGAACAGGCUUAAAGUAGUCGAGUUACUGCUCAAAUAUGGCGCCAGCAAAUCAGCAACAACAGAAUCAGGACUAACUCCUCUCCACGUAGCAUCCUUCAUGGGGUGUAUGAACAUCGCUUUAGUACUUGUCGGCGCGGGCGCAGCGGCCGAUGCAGCCACGGCUAGGGGGGAGACUCCACUGCAUCUGGCUGCGAGGGCACAUCAGACUGAUCUAGUGAGGGUGCUGCUGAGGAAUGGUGCUAAGGUGGACGCCCGAGCUCGUGAAGAACAGACUCCGCUCCACGUAGCAGCCAGACUGGGACACGCAGACAUAGCCGCGUUGUUAGUGCAGCACGGCGCCGAUGUUACCGCCACUACCAAGGACCGGUAUACGCCGCUACAUAUUGCCGCUAAAGAGGGCAAAGAAGAAGUAGCAUCAAUCCUCCUCGAACAUUCCGCCCCAAUAGAAGCGGAGACCCGCAAGGGCUUCACUCCUCUGCACCUCGCCGCCAAGUACGGUGACACCGGAGUCGCCAGACUACUCCUGUCCCGCGGCGCCGCUCCCGACGCGCCGGGACGGUCACAUAUCACUCCGCUACACAUGGCCACUUACUACGGACACCCGGAUAUAGCGCUGCUGUUGUUGGACAAAGGAGCAUCACCACACUCCUUGGCGAAGAAUGGACAUUCGGCUCUACACAUCGCGUGCCGACACAACCAUCCUGAUAUCGCGUUUGCGUUACUUGAACAUGAUGCAGACCCCAGCGUGAAAUCUAAGGCCGGUUUCACCCCAUUGCACAUGGCGGCGCAAGAAGGACAUGAAGAUUGUGUCGAGAUGCUCAUCGAGAGGGGGGCUGAUGUCAACGUACCUGCUAAUAAUGGUCUAACCCCAGUCCACCUCGCCGCCUCAGAGGGUCGAACAGGCGUACUAAAAGCCCUCAUGGCUGCCGGCGGACAAGUGAACGCACGUACACGCGACGGCUACACGCCGCUACACGCCGCCGCGCACCACGGCCACCACGCGGCCGCGCGGGCGCUGCUCACUGCCAGUGCUGAUGUCACUGCUACAGCUGCUCAUGGAUUCACGCCAUUGCACCAAGCGGCGCAGCAAGGUCACACGCUUAUCAUACAGCUGUUGCUGAAACAGAAUGCAGAUCCCAACGCAUUGUCUGCUAAUGGACAGACAGCGUGUGCGAUCGCCGAUCGUUUGGGCUACAUUAGCGCUGUUGAAGCACUUCGACCCGUCACUGAGAACACGCUCAGUCAAGCUGUCGGUGAUACUGGCGGCUUAGAAGGCAAAUACAGAGUAGCGGCACCCGAACUAAUGCAGGACACAUUCAUGAGCGAUUCUGAAGACGAGGGAGGUGAGGUGGAAUGUCCAAUCCAGCAGCAGCAACAAUAUCGCUAUAUGAACAGCGAGGCGGGCACGCUGCACCGAGCCAAGCCGCUCGAAGACACGGUGACUGAUGGACAUCUGUGGCCUAGCAACAAUGAUAAGAAAGUCGCCACUAUUGAUAGACAGCCGCUGGAUAUUGGUUUCCUGGUCUCCUUCGUGGUGGACGCCCGAGGUGGCGCGAUGAAGGCGAAACGCCGCGGCGGAGUACGCAUCAUCGUGCCUCCCGCCGCUUGCGCAGCCCCCACCCGCGUCACCUGCCGAGCAGCCACGCGUAGGGCUCCGGCAGCCGCACCCCCGCCGCUGAUGGAGGGCGAAGCCCUAGCGUCUAGGCUGUUGGAGUUGCAGCCGCAGGGGGCUAAGUUCUUGGCUCCAGUGGUGAUCGAAGUGCCAAUCUUCACAUCAUCAUGCCCCGAGCGUGAGAUCAUCAUCCUUCGCUCCGACACUGGCGAGACCUGGCAGGACCACUACCUACACAACACCGACAAUCCGCUCAUGCAGGAGGCACUCCAACGCGAACGUCAAGAAUACGGUGGAAACGAAACAGUUGGCGAAAAUGGAGAGCGGGUUACACGCAUCAUAACGUGCGACUUCCCUCACUACCUCGCGUGCGUGUCGCGCGUGCGACAGGAGGUGCACGUCAUCGGGCCCGACGGCGGCACCAUCUCCAGUGCUCACAUCCCGCAGGUGCAAGCGCAGUUCCCAGCCGCAGCCCUUACUAAGCGCAUCCGCGUAGGGCUGCAGGCUCAGGCCGCCAGCGCCGCCCUGUGCCGCCGCGUGCUGCCGCGCCACGCGGCCGUGUCGCCCGUGCUGACGGUGGAGCCGCGACGCCGCAAGUUCCACCGCUCCAUCACGCUCACGGCGCCGCUGCCAGUAACACAUGGCACAGAGAAGGCAUCGGGCAGCAACCUGCGACUCCUGUGCUCUAUAAUGGGCGGGCAGGCCCGCGCCGUGUGGGAGGACGUCACCGGCAGCACUCCGCUCACUGUCACUGCUGACUGCGCCUCCUUCACUACUACUGUCUCCGCCAGGUUCUGGAUGAUGAACUGUCAAAACGUCAGCGACGCAACCAAAUUAGCGACAGAGUUAUACAGAGAAAUGCUACUAGUACCGUUCGACGUACGUAUAGUGGUGCUGGGCAAGCGACUCGACGCGCUAGAAGGACGACUGCUCGUCAUGUACAUCACUGACAGAUAUGCUUACGAGACGCUGUUGCAACAGGAGCACUACACAGAGGUGGCCCACUCGACGUCAGUCAAGUUCCUGGACGGCAAGGACGUGUACCUGGAGUUCUCCGGCAACCUGGUGCCCGUCACCAAGUCCGGCAGCCAGCCCAUGCUUACAUUCGAGGCUUUCAAGGACAACCGCGUGGAAUUCACGGUGCGAGUGAAACAUCAUGAGGAGAACCCUGCCGGCAGGAUCUACUUCAUGAACGAACCUAAGGUCCCGAAAGGCGAGCAGUCCCAGACCCCCGCGUGUGUGCUAGACGUGGAGCUGCCGGAGCGUAUCGCGCCUCGCGCCGGCAAGAGCCAGGUCGACUACCUCAACCUGGACCAGUCGGGCUUCGAUGCUUUGAAGGACGAGCUGAGCUUCCACUGGAGCGGCGACCACAACAACAGUCUCGGACCUGCCUCCCUGCCCUAUGCACAUGAUAGGCAGACUAACGGACAUGACAAGAUCAUUACAAACGGCGACGUCAAAUACACGACAAAGGAAACCGACGAUAACAAAGAUACUAAACCUCAAGUAAACGGUGGCACUCUUCUCGUAGACUCAAACAAGACAAAAGCUACCUUCGAUUCUGAUGAAGAUAAAACUCCCAUGAACACCCUUGAGAAAGGCAAGAAAAAGCCUGAAACUGGCUUCCUCGGCGGCCUCGCAGAUAAGGUCAAAAACGUCUUCGGAGGUCAAAGCGAGGACAAGGAAGAGGAAAAAGAAACCUCCCCCACACCCCAACCUAAACCCAGAGAAUCCUCAAAAGAUAAAGAAAUAAAAGAAAAAGAAAAAUCACCCCCCAAACCCGCCCCUAGACUUAUCAACGAAGACCUUUUAGGCAAAGUUGAUGAUAUGUUCAAAGACCUUAAAACUAAACCCCGUAAUAAGGAACUUGAUGAUGACCCUAAUAGUCAAGUUUAUUCUACUAAACUAGUAGUUGAUGAAGAAAACCCUAAAGUUAUUGAAGAAAAUCUUUACGAACAAUAUGAACUUAUGCAGCCAGUUGACACUCCUAACUGCUGUAAGAAAGAUGAUCCCUUCCAAUUUUACGUCGGAUGCUGUGAAGGCAAGUACAAGAAGGGACAGAAACACCGACACGACGAAACUUCAAACAUAGUUGAUAGGAUUGAACAAGUACACUUUGCAGCACAUGAGAAAUUGCAUGAUGUAGCUGAUAAUAUUCAUGGAGACUUAUGUAUUAUCGAAGAAGAAAAGGACAAAAUUAACCAAAAGGCUGGUCAAGUAGCUGAUGAUUUAGCUGGAGAUUAUGAAAAGGUCAAAUUUGGUGCCGCAGAUAAAGUACAUGAAGUAGAAGAUGGUGUACGCGGAAAGCUUAACGAUCUUUCUGGAAAGGCUGAGCAAGUUAAAGAUGAUGUUUACGCUAAAGCUAAUAACUUGAAGUCUGAUAUCUCUUCGGAAGUUGAUGACGCUAAAUCUUCGGCUAAAGAUGCUGUGGACAGCAUUAUUCACCAAGCUGGAGUAGUCAAAGAUGAUAUUAACAGCAAAGCAUUAGCUAUGAACUUCGCUGCUAUGGAGAGAGCUGAACAAUUAAGGCUUGCUGGUGAUGAGAAAGUUAACCAAAUUGGAAACGUAGCUACCAACACUGCAAAUAACAUUAAGCAUAAGGCACAAGAUGGUGCAAAUGCAGUUUCUGAAGCAGUACACGAUGCUAAAGAGAAUGUAAACAACAAAGCUCAAGAAAUUAAAACCGGAGCUAAGGAAUCUUUAGACAACGCUAAAGCAACAGCUAAUGAAAAACUCCAGUCUCUAGGUGACUCCUUCGAAGGUGCUAAAGAAAAAUCUAAGAAAGAACUGAAGAAGGAGGCCAAAGAAGCUAAAAAGAAGGCCAAGGAAGGCAAGAACUUCUUCACUGGUUUAGUUCACAACAUCUUUGGAGAAAAAGAGAAACUUGAAGAAGAAGUUAAAGGCAAGAUUGCUGAAGGAAAGGAAUCGGCUAACCAAGCUUUAGAUAAAGCUUCAGCUAAGAAGGACGAACUACAAGAUGCUGUUGCUAAGAAACAAGGCGAACUGAAGGAAGGUGCUGAACAAUUAGCACAAAGUGUCGACGAUAAGAAGAAACAAGCUGAAAAGGCUGUAAAUGACAAGAAAGCUGAAAUCGAAAAGACUGCCGCUGAAGCAAAACAGGCCGUUGAAACUAAAACUGGUGAAAUUAAAGCUUCAGUUGAUGGUAAAGUGGCUGAAGUUAAAGAUGCUGUCCACGAUACUGCAGCGGCUGCUCAAGAAAAGGCUGGCGAAGCUAAGGAUGCUAUCAAAAACAAAGCGAAAGAAGUCGGAAAUACCAUUCACGAUACAGCUUCUGAAGUCGGACAAACCAUACACGAUAAGACCAGUGAAGCUAAAAACGCUGUCGCAGAAAAAUCAAAACAGGUUAAAGAUUCUAUACACGACACUGCUACCGAUGUAGGAAAUGCCAUCCACGAUAAAACUGUAACUUUCAAAGAAACUGUCUCUGAUGAAGCUUCGAAAAUAGGUGAAGCUUUACAGGACAAAACUAACCAAGCUAAGAACAAAGCUAGUGAAGUAGGACAAACAAUUAAUGAUGAAGCAAACAAAUUCGGACAAACAUUACAGGAAAAAACUUUAGAUGCUAAGGAUAAGGUUAAUGAAUUUGGGCAAUCUGUACAGGAUAAGACAGCUGAAGCGAAAGAUAAGGCCAGUGAGUUCGGACAUUCAGUUCAAGAAGGAGCUAGUCAAGUAGGACAAUCCAUUCAAGGCAAAGCUAGUGAGUUCGGAAACGCAAUCCAUGAUAAAUUCACUGGUUUCGGAACCGCAGUACAUGAAACAGCUAGCGAUGUAGGCAACAACAUUCACGAUACGGCUAGCCAUGUCGGCCAGGCAGUUAACGAAAAGACUAGCCAAGCGAAAGACAAAGCUUCUGAACUCGGACACAAUAUUCAAGACCAAGCCGUUAACGCAGGACAUGCCAUUCAAGAUAAGACAUCAGAAGCUAAAGAUGCCAUUCACGAUAAAGCUGAAGAAUUAAGUCAUGAAGCUCAUGAAAAAUCACAUGGAUUCGGACACGCUAUCAAAGACACGUUCAGUGGAAUUGGACACGCCAUCAGUGACACAUUCAGUUUUGGACACUCUAAGGCCGACGAAGCUAAAGACGCAGUUGUGGAAAAAUCCGCAGAAAUCAAAGAUUCAGUAGCGAACACAGCGAGCGAGCUCAAAGACGCAGCACACGAUAAAGCGAGCGAAGCAUCAAAGGCAGUUCACUACAAAGCGGACGAAAUCGGUCUCAUGAUACAGAGCAGAACGGACGAGUUCGGACAAGCUUUCCACGACAAGAAAGACGCCACAAGGAGUGAACUGGACAGGAUAAGGCAAGAAGCGGAGAAAACUACGGAACAAAUCAGCAAAUCCGCUGAAGAUGCAAUUAACUCAGCUUCAAACAAAAAAGGAGAAAUCCAAGCUAGUCUUAACAACAAAUUCGAUGAUAUAAAACAGUCAGGGAAAGAAGAAUUGGAGAACCUACAGCAAUCAGCUUCAGAAAAAGCUAGCGACUUACAAAGGUCGUCAAAACAGGCGUUCGAUCACGUACAAGAAUCAACCUUGAGUACUUUCGAUAAGGUCGAAAGUUCGGCGAAGGACAAAGUGAGCGAGGCCAAGGACAAGUGGGAUGAGAUGCAGAGCUCGACCAGGGACACUUUCGCGUCCAUGAGAGAUGACGUGAACAGCUUGGGCAGUUCUGCGGAAGAUACUCUUCAUUCCUUCCAAAGUUCAGCAGGGAAUACCUUCGACAGUCUUGAUGAUUCGGCGAAAAUGGUCCUUUCGGAUACACAGCAGAAUGUAGAAGAGAAUUCGAAGCAAUUAUUCGGGGAUGCUAAAGGAUAUUUCGAAGGGUUCCAAGUGUCAGCUGAUAAUAAGCUUGAGGAGAUCAAGGGUGCGGGUAUUGAGGGGGUGGAAACUGUCGGGGAAAGGCUCGGGGAGGCAGCCGAAGGAGUGCGGGGGACGGGACAGGCGGCCGCUGAUGCUGUAACGAGGGAGGCAGAUACUUUCACCAGCAAUCUGAAUAAUUUGGGCAAUUCUGUCUUCGGUUCUUCAGGCAAAGGUUUUAUGAAGGAUUCGAGCAGCAAGUUAUUGGAGUCGGAAAAGUCACAAUCAUCGCCUUCUCCACACAAGAAGAGUUCCGGAAUCCCGAAACUAAAACGGAAGAAAUAAUCGGCGAACGAACGGCGAACUUCACGAUGUAUGAUAUAGUUGUUUAAUAUUAUUAUUUAUUAAGAUAACACGACCAUUUCCAACAGCCGACACACAUUCAUUGAUCUCUUAUUUAUUUUUAAAAACAAAACUAUUCGAAUCUGUACAAAUAUACACACAAAUGUGCUACAACCGGUGUUCGAACGAAACGGUCGUGCUAUCAAAUGUACACUUAAGAAAUAAUGUUCCAUCGGUUUGAUUACACUAUAUAUAAGCGAUUCAUGUUUAUUAUGUAUAUGUCUCAGCGUACCUAAGAGUACAAUUUUAAUUAGUGUCUCGUCAAAUUUUCAUAUUUUACAUCUUUGACUAACUAAUCACGAUUUCAAAGAAAUCAAUUUUUUAUUCGAUAUUAAUUUACGAGUUAGCUUUGAGAAUGAUAAAUAUAUCUUAGAAUCGAGAUUUAUAAAAAAAAAAUGUUUAACAAUUUAUGAAAAAAAAUAAUUUUAUGUAAACUUAAUCAUGUCUUGCCUAAAUCAAUAUAUUUUUUUAUGAAUAAUUUUUUAAUGAAUUAAUUUAUUGAAUUGACCACAGAUCUGUCUGAUUUUAAUUUUGUUGCAACAUUGAAAUAGAAAUAUUGUUAUUUUUGACAAAUGUGACAUUUUGCAUUUUAUUAUAAAUGUUUAGUAUUUAUGACUUAGAUGUAGUUCUGUGUUUUGUGUUGCAUAAUUUAUUUUAUUUUAAUUGUGUUUUAUUUGUAGAGUUUACACAGCUUUGUACAGUCAACACGUAGGUACAUAUAGCAUGUUACUACACGCUUUCGUUAGAAAUUAUAUAAAAAAUGCUGUAGUAUGAAAUUAAAUAGAUCUGCUAGUUUUGCAGCUUAAGCACUAUGCUUUAUUUUAUCUAUAUCAAGUCUAGUGCUUACUGCUGUUUGUCACAAAGCGACUUUUAGCGUAAAUAAAAAAUGUUAUAUCGUUCUAAAAGUAAAAGUAUAUAAAGUCAGAAAUCUCCAUGUAAAUCCGUUGCUAUAUACAUAUAAAAGUUUUGACCGAGGAGAGACGGGAGAUAAAGUAUAGCUUAUUGCUUGUGAUGCAUCUCUAUAAGUUGUUAUACAUGUUUAAGAUAUUAUAUGAGAUCAUUCUCGAACAGU